Melanaphis sacchari is the source of this 1266-nucleotide messenger RNA. RefSeq lists its product as uncharacterized. The coding region runs from base 1 to 1227 and encodes 408 amino acids. The transcript has 4 exons. NCBI's taxonomy places the organism in Eukaryota, Metazoa, Arthropoda, Insecta, Hemiptera, Aphididae. The record is from RefSeq and is a predicted model, not a curated record. Gene Ontology annotation, biological process: sensory perception of taste. Gene Ontology annotation, cellular component: membrane; neuronal cell body; axon.
AUGAUGAUAAAUAAUAAUAAUAAUAGUAAUAAAUUGUUGGCUUAUCGGCCGAUCGUGUUGUUUUGGAGGACGUUCGGCGUGUUCCCGGUAAACACGCUGGACGAAAACCGGAAAAGUGACGCGUCACUGCCGAUACUGUCCACGCUUCUGCUGUUGGCGUCGUGCGUGUACGUGCUGUUCGUCGGGCCGGCGGUCGUCUGCCGGUUCGGCGAUAAGUGCAGCAACCAGUCGAUCAGAGUUCUGAAGGAUAUGUACCCGAAAAUAGUGAACGUGACGUCGAUGCUGUCGAGGAUCGCGCUGUCGUACUCGGUGACGGCGAGGUUCGACAAGUACAGGGAGACGAUGGGGUGCUACGAGACGUACUCGCCGACGACGGUGGCCGAGGUCGGCCGGUACCGCGUGUUCACGGCCGCGGCCGUGUCCGCGUGCCUGCUGCUGGUCCUGCCGGUCAACGUGCUGCGGUUGUGCAUGCUGUGGACGCCGGACGGCCGCGAUCCGGCGCCGAUGCAGGGGAUCGCCUUCUACGCGUUCAUCUACGUCCAAAACGUGACCAUGUGCUGUUCGGAGACGCAGUUCGCCGAACAGUGUUUCGCGCUGUACAGCAAGAUCAAGGCCGUCAACGACGACGUCGCCGUGCUGGGCAGGUCCGCUGGGCUGGCGCGUUCUCCGAGACGCUCGGGACGCGGUAACGCCGCCGGGACUGCACCCGAUGCGCCCGCGGGCGGCGUCGCGGCCGCGGUCGACGCCGUCGAGUCGCUGCGCAUCAGACACUGGCUGCUGCGCGAAGCCAUCGGCUGUCUGAACCACAUAUUCGGCGUGCAGCUGGGCAUGUCGGUGUGCGCGCUGUGCGUGAUGACGUUUUUCGACAUCUAUUACGAGACGUUCCACGUGAUGGGCAAAUACGCCAUGUCCGACCUCAUCUUCUACUGCUGGAUGCUGCACUACGCAGUGCGGUACGUGGGCAUAAUCCUGAUGUCGCAUUACACCACGAAACAGGCUAUUUAUACUAAGACACUUAUAGCAAACUUAAAAAGUAAUUGCUUGGAUUACAGUAUAAAUCAAGAACUACAUUUGUUUUUGGACCAGCUUUCUCAUAGUUCUGUCGAAUUCACAGCAUGCGAUGUAUUUACAUUAAAUAUACGACUCAUAAUUUCAACUUUUGCUGCGGGUUUAACUUAUCUUGUCAUUUUGAUACAAUAUCAGACAAACAUAAAAAACUCCACAUAGUGCAACUAUAUAAACUUGGUACCAUUGACUGAUGAUUGA